GCAGUCGCAAGGAACGCCUAUCACUUCUUAACCUGACUCGUUCUCCUCACAACCCUAAAUUAGCUUAUCUCCUUCAAAAAAUAUAUUAUCUCGUUAAAAGAUGGCAAGGGUAAUCAUAAUUGUAUGGCUUAUCUUGGUAAUAGUCAAGCAGUUUGCAUACUCCAAAAAGAAGAAAGCCGAGCUAGAGAUCAUCACAGAGUACAGACCAGGUAAUUGUCAAGGGGAAGCACAGACUGGAGACAUAGUAGCUGUACAUUACACUGGGUCAUUAGAGAAUGGGAGAAUGUUUGAUUCAUCUGUGCACCAGGGAAGAAAACCAAUUGAGUUUGAGCUUGGAAAAGGCAGAGUUAUUAAAGGAUGGGAGGAAGGCAUCAAAGGAAUGUGUAUUGGUGAGAAGAGGAAACUGAUCAUACCCCCACACCUCGGGUAUGGAGCAAAUGGAGUUGAUAAUGUCAUCCCACCAAAUGCAUUUCUGAUCUUCACAACUGAGCUCAUCACAAUAAAGAAGAAACCUUUUCUAGACCUGGGGGUCCUCGUACAAAUAGGAACAUGGCCAGCAAUUGGUCUAAUCCUUAUCUACGUACUUUACAAGCGUGCAAAAGAGCAAAGUCAACAACAGACUAAACAAGGGACGAAGAAAAGCAAGAGGAAAUAGCGUCCUGCUGCAGA
Molecule: messenger RNA, 669 nt
Organism: Nematostella vectensis (starlet sea anemone)
Lineage: Eukaryota; Metazoa; Cnidaria; Anthozoa; Actiniaria; Edwardsiidae
Product: FK506-binding protein 2
Exons: 6
Coding region: 101-655 (184 amino acids)
Biological process (GO): protein peptidyl-prolyl isomerization
Molecular function (GO): peptidyl-prolyl cis-trans isomerase activity
Source: RefSeq, a predicted model, not a curated record